AUGCGCGUUUCCGCCCCCACUGUUGCUCUUGCCAUUGCGCAAACCUCUAUCGCCGCCUCUGUUCCUCAGAUCCAGGCUCGCCAGUCUGCAUNNGGCAACAACGAGCCUUACCCCGGUCGCCAGGGCAAGCUCAUCAACGCUGUCUGUGAUGGUCUCCCCAGCUGUGACUACGAGGACAUUCUCUUCUACAACCCCGUCGAGGCUCCCUACUGCGCUUCGAUUGAUGAGGGUGUUGCCAACGGCAUCGCUCAGCUCAACUCCUACGCCGCUCGCUGCCCCGACUCCAAGUUGGUCAUCAGCGGUUACUCCCAGGGCUCCCAGAUCGUCGGCGACAUCAUCGGCGGUGGCAGCGGUACUUUCUUCCAGGACUGCAUGACUAAGCCCUCUCCCAACCUUGACGUCAACUCUGAGCUCGGCAAGAAGAUUGUCGCUGUCACCACCUUCGGUAACACCAGACACACUGCCAACCAGCCCUACAACCAGCUGAGCGGUGCUCCCGACAACGGUCUCUUCCCUCGUCCUGCUUACCAGUUGGCCAACCUUGCCACCUGGACUGCCAAGUACCACGACUACUGCGUCGCCGAGGACCCCAUCUGCGCCGGUGGCAACGUUGUUGAGGACCACCUUAACUACUUCGACAUCUACAGCGACCUCGCUGCCUCCUGGAUCAAGCAGCAGAUCGCCUCUGCCGAUGUUGUUAUCUCCAGCACCAUUGUCUCUCCCAGCAGCACCUUCACCUCGGUCGCUACCACCGACAAGGUUGUCCCUACCACCUUCGCUUACAGCAACAACACCGCCACUGCUCCCGUCAUCACUGCUUCUGCUUCUCUCUCCUCGAUCCAGACUGGUGUUCUCGCUAUCCCCACUGUCGCACCCGAGUCUACCGUCACCGUCACCGUCAACUGUGCUUCCGUUGACACCUCUGCCAUCGCCUCUUACACCUCUGUCUGGGCCUCGACUGCUGUUGUCUCUCAGAGCGUUGCUGCUUCCGCCACUGCUGGCUCUGGCUCUGGCGCUGGCUCUGGCUCUGGCUCUGGCUCUGCCACCACCGGCUCCGCUGGAUCCAAGUCUUCCAGCGCUGCCAACGGCACCCACACCCUUAUGCCUUACACUGGUGCCGCAAGCUCCAUCUCUGGCGCCGUUUCCGGCUCUCUUGCCGUUGUCCUCUUGGGCGCUUUCGCUCUGGUCCUCUAA
Messenger RNA from Aureobasidium uvarum, 1194 nucleotides. The record is from the annotation of a GenBank genome assembly. Lineage: Eukaryota; Fungi; Ascomycota; Dothideomycetes; Dothideales; Saccotheciaceae.